Messenger RNA from Angiostrongylus costaricensis, 300 nucleotides. NCBI's taxonomy places the organism in Eukaryota, Metazoa, Nematoda, Chromadorea, Rhabditida, Metastrongylidae. The record is from the annotation of a GenBank genome assembly.
AUGGGACAACGACUGGCUCCAAGCCUUGCCAGUGCAUUCAUGUCUAAGGUGGAAGCACCGGUGACUGAUCUCGGGCCGCUACUCUACUGUAGAGCAGCCGAGGUUAUGGAGGGUAUUGCACCAGCUGAUGAGAAUGGAGCUGGUUGUGAUGUCGACUAUGUUCACAGAAAUGCCUUUCAGGGCGAUAAAGCAUGUGUCAGUGAAGACGAACGUGCGCUAAUCCACAAGGAGAACGCUGAAUCGCAUUUCUACCUUCGGAAUAACGCGUUUUUUAAUGGGGCUGAUUCCGUCGGUCCAUAG